AUGUUCGUCGCAUCAAUUUAUGAAGCUAUUUAUGUAGUUCCACAAAUUCCUAUGAUUGCAGAACGAUUCGGAGUAUGGCAGAACGUGCACGUACUCGAUAUGUACAGCGUAGGAAACACAACGUCCACCGCGAGGAUUCGCUUUCAUAUUCAAUCAUGGUACGACGAAGUAGAAGACUUCGAUUCUGCGGAAUUCGGAUUGGUGAAUUUCGCAGCGCGGAGCAACCUGUCUUACAUUCCGUUCGCGUCGUCGACAAUUAGGCAGAUCGGUUGCGGUCGUGCAAUUUACACGGGCAGGUCCGGGCAAUCGACAAGCAGUAGCACAGACACGCCAAUAGCCGGCCGUACAAUGGCAGUUGGAUUCGGGGAUCGCGUAGAGGCCCUCGUGUGCAAUUACGGCCCACUCGAUCGGAACACAGCAAGAGAACUGUACGAAGAUGGUGUGCCGGCUCUUUGUCCACCGGGGACGAUCCGCAGUUCACGAUACCAAGCCCUCUGUCAAAAGUUUCAGAAGCGGCAGUCGCAAAAGGUGCAGCACAAGAUUCAACAGAAGCAAGAUAAAAGGAACGAUCGACCGAUGAACAACGGGGCAUUCUUAAUCAAAUCGACAAUUUAUCUUAUUCAACUGGUAUUAUUAUUGUUGUCGACCACUUAUCGUCGUUCCCUGCUCUAGCACUACCA
This is a messenger RNA of Bombus terrestris (buff-tailed bumblebee), 680 nucleotides long. RefSeq lists its product as uncharacterized. The transcript has 4 exons. The record is from RefSeq and is a predicted model, not a curated record. The coding region runs from base 1 to 672 and encodes 223 amino acids. NCBI's taxonomy places the organism in Eukaryota, Metazoa, Arthropoda, Insecta, Hymenoptera, Apidae.